AUCAACAACAUUUUAUUUGUUUGGAUUUCUAAAGAAUGGAUGCAGCAAGAAGAGCAGUGUGUCAAGAUGACCCAUUUAACCCUCUCAUUACAACAGGAACUCAAGCUUCUUGCAUGCUUGUCAUCUCCCAUUUCUUCCAUCUUGUCUUGAAGCCAUUGGGACAACCUGGUCCGAUCGCCCAAAUCCUCGCUGGAUUGGUGUUGGGUCCUUCCAUGUUGUCUCGAAUUGACAAAGUCGGAAACUUCUUCAUUCAAGCUUCUUCUGAAGCUUAUUAUCAGCUCUUUUCAUUCAUCUUUCGCGUGCUCUUCGUGUUCUUGAUUGGUCUCGAGACAGACAUCCCUUAUCUAAGGCGCAACCUGCGACAGGCUAGCAUCAUUGCAUAUGGGGGUGUAAUCACAUGUGUCAUUUUUGGAGCAGCAAUAGCAGCAUUUGUAAUCAUUCAAUUGAAUGUAAUUACAGAGAAGUUUUACUUGGUUAUCAUAACGAUGGUAAUCUUAGCAAACUCUGCAUCUCCUGCGGUGAUUCGCUUGGCUGCUGAACUAAAAUUUGGGACUUCAGAUGUAGGAAGGCUGGCUAUAUGUUCUUCUUUGAUCAAUGAAAUGUCUUGUGUAAUCUUUUUCUCUGUAUACCUGGCUUGUACAUCCAAGAAGUUAUUUGGAGCAGCAAUGCUUGGCUUGUUUUGUGUUGUGGGACUGAUUGUGCUGAAUAUGUACUUGGCAAAUUGGUCGAACCGACGAAACCAGAACCAGAAAUAUGUUUCCAACGCAGAAGUUUUGCUUAUUCUGUCACUUCUUGUUGGUGUGUCAAUGCUUAUUGAAGCUUAUGGAUUUCACAGCACAUUGUGUUGUUUCCUCGCUGGCAUGAUGUUCCCCAGAGAAGGCAAAACAGCUCGAACACUCCGACAUAAGCUCAGUUAUGCUGUUUACAACUUCAUACUUCCAGUCUACUUCGGCUACAUGGGUUUCUUGUUUGACGUGAGUGAUCUCAGAAAACUGGAAAUUUUCAUCAUUGUUGUAGUCAUGAUUUUGUUGAGCUUUGGAGGAAGAAUCAUCGGCACUCUUGUUGCUUGCCAUUACUUGAAGAUGCCGAGGAAUGAAGGCGUCAUACUUGCCUUUAUACUCAACUUGAAAGGCCAUGCUGAUCUGCUAAUGGUUGAGAUAAUAUCACAGCAGGUGAUUGCACACUGGGAUCCAACAAUUUACCGGUUGUUGAUAGUCAUUAUAGUGUUAAACACUGUGAUUGCAGGCCCUGUUGUAGCUUACAUACUAAGAAAAGAUGAGAAGUUCUUUGCUCACUCUCAUACCGCCCUUGAACAGCAUGAUCCAGACACUGAACUUAGAAUGCUGUCUUGUGUUUAUGGCUCUCGCCAAAUGACUGGAGUAAUUGGGCUAGUCUCAGCCUUAAGUGGCUUACAAAUUGCACCUAUAUUCCCUUACUUGAUACACCUAGUGGAGCUCCCCAAGCGACGCAAAACCAACUUGAUGUACCACGAGCUUGAAGAUGGUGACCAAUAUAGCGAUGAGGAAGACUAUGGUGGUAAUGAUGUAGUUGAGAUCAAUGAUGCUGUGGAUGCUUUCACAAAAGAGACCAAGAUCUUGAUCCACCAGGUUAAAGUUGUGUCCUCUUUCAGUACCAUCUUUGAGGAAGUGUGCAAUAAUGCUGAGGACUCGAGGGUGUCAAUCAUUUUCCUUCCUUUCCACAAGCACCAACGCAUUGAUGGCCAAAUGGAGAGUGGCAAGGAGGGGAUAAGGACUACUAACCAGAAGAUUCUUCGCCAUGCCCCGUGCUCCGUCGGAAUACUUGUAGACCGAGGACAAACUGGGUUUCAACUAGUUGUCUCUGAAAGAGUGCAACCUGUGGCAACAUUGUUCUUCGGUGGCCCCGAUGACCGUGAGGCAUUGGCAUGCAGCAAGAGGAUAGCCAGCCAUCCACGCAUUAAUAUGACACUUAUACGCUUCCUACCGGCUUCUUGCAUCGAUCAGAAAGUGCAGAUUGAUGAUGCACCACAUGGUGAUGAUGAGGUCUUGAUGGCAAUAUCCAAUCAUGAGACAGAGAUGGAGAUGGACAAUGCUUCUGUUGAGGAAUUCUACAAUAGGUAUGUCACAAGAGGGCAAGUUGGAUAUGUCGAAAAGCAGGUGGAAAAUGGAUUGCAAACAGUGGAGGCUUUACGGGAGUUGGCAGAGAUGUAUUCAUUGUUCAUAGUAGGGAAGGGUGGGAGAGGCCCCUGCCAUAUGACGACGGGAAUGAGUGAUUGGGAAGAGUGUCCGGAGCUCGGAACAGUUGGGGAUCUCCUGGCAUCUUCGGAUUUUAACAUCAAUGGUUCAGUUCUGGUCAUUCAGCGGCAUAGGCAUUCAAGCAAAGACCUUUUGGAUGAUUAGGAUAGAUUUUUCUAUCAUGAAUUAUUAGGAUGAGACACUAUUGUUUUAACAAAGAAGACAUAGCAAAGCUAGUGAUUUAAAAGUGUUGUAUAUUGUAUAAUAGGAAAAACAAUUCAGGUAUACGAUAUAGGGUAUCAAAUGGUCUGAAAUUCCAUUAUUAUUAUACUUUCUAAAAUUGCAAACAAGAAUCUCACACACAAAAAUGGAUUCUCAAAGUUCUGUGAA
Messenger RNA from Tripterygium wilfordii, 2603 nucleotides. Its product is annotated as cation/H(+) antiporter 2-like. The transcript is spliced from 4 exons. Bases 36 to 2378 code for a protein of 780 amino acids. Gene Ontology annotation, molecular function: antiporter activity. The record is from RefSeq and is a predicted model, not a curated record. Gene Ontology annotation, biological process: proton transmembrane transport; regulation of pH. Lineage: Eukaryota; Viridiplantae; Streptophyta; Magnoliopsida; Celastrales; Celastraceae. Gene Ontology annotation, cellular component: membrane; endomembrane system.